This is a messenger RNA of Xenopus laevis (African clawed frog), 2488 nucleotides long. RefSeq names its product E3 ubiquitin-protein ligase RNF135-like. Bases 431 to 2122 code for a protein of 563 amino acids. The transcript has a single exon. Lineage: Eukaryota; Metazoa; Chordata; Amphibia; Anura; Pipidae. The record is from RefSeq and is a predicted model, not a curated record.
CUAUUAACUGAUGUGUUUUGAAAAAAACAAACCUGCCAAUGUCACUCAGUCACCAUUGAGCUGUCAGUGCUGAGAGUUGUAGUUGCAGUGUAGCUGUAUGGCCACUGGUUACUCACUGUAUUACAUCCCCUGACUGACUGCAUUGCUGGGGGAGUCACUACCAACGAACUCUGCCAACUUACCUGCAACUUGUUUGUUUCUUUCCAGGGAGGAUUAAGAUCACACUAGUUAUUAUGAGUGGAGCUGCCAUACUCCCUCCUCUCACUCACCUCUUUUACUCACUGUUACAGAGUUUCUGUCUAACGAUACAAAUAUUUCUGAGCCUGAUACUCACUGUAUCCAGAACUGAGAGGGUUAACUCCCAGGAGUACAAAGUGCUGUUUGUCUUUCAGUUUCGUUUCUUGUUCAGUUGCUGUUCCUGCUCUCAGUGAUGGCGGCUGCUGAUCUGAGAGACGAGCUGAGCUGCUCCAUCUGCCUGAGCAUUUAUACUGAUCCUGUAUCCCUGCCGUGUGCCCAUAACUUCUGCCGGGGCUGUAUUGGGAGGGUGCUGGGCACCCAGGAGGGAUCUGGGCCUUAUUCCUGCCCUGAAUGCAGACAGGAGUUUAAGGAGCGCCCUGCCCUGCCCAGGAACAGAACUCUGGGGAACAUAGCAGAGCGAUUCCUUUCUGCUCAGCCCGAGCCGGGGGACACUGGGAUUCCCUGCACCUACUGUGUCCUCUCUCCUGUACCUGCUGUUAAAUCCUGUCUGCACUGUGAGGCUUCUGUGUGUGAGACCCACCUGAGGAUGCACAGCAAGUCAGCAGAACAUGUACUGACCCAACCCACUGAUUCCUUCAUGGAGAGAAAAUGUUCUGUACACAAGCGGAUCCUGGAGUUUUACUGCUGCGAAACCUGUAUCUGUGUGUCCUGCUGUCUGGCCGGAGAGCACAGGGGCCACAGGGUGGAGCUGCUGAGUGAGGCCUCUGAGAAGAAGAAAGAGACACUGAGGAAAGUUGUGGAGAAACUGAGGCCAGAGAGAGAGGAGACUGAGAGAGGAGCCCAGAGACUGCAGGAGCGCAGGAGAGAAGUGGCAGAAAAAGCAGCCGGUGAGACAGAGAGAGUCACUGCCCUGUUUAGAGACAUCAGGGAACAGCUGGAAGCCCUAGAGAAGCGACUCCUGAGUGACAUCUCCAGCCAGAAAGAGAAGCUCUCACUCACACUCACUGAUCUGAUGGAGCAGCUGGAAAUAAAGAAGGACGAGCUGUCCAGGAAGAUCCGUCACAUUGAGGAGCUGUGCAACAUGGCAGAUCCACUCACUGUCCUACAGGAACGGGAAUCACAUGGAGCUGCAGAUAAUGAGGGGGGCAGAGAGAGACAUGAUAUAAAGGUCCCUGCUGUAGGGGAUCUGGAUGUGGAUCUGAUCUCAGAGACAUUACUCACAGGCUUAGCUGCCAUUGGGACUGGGGUAAAUACAAAAUUAGCCCAUCAUUUGGGAACAUCAACCAGUGGAGGAGAAGGCUCAGAACUUUUUGUGUCAUUGAUAAAAACAAUACCAAGUAUUUCCCCAUUCAAUUCUAUUACUAACAGUAGAUUUGACCCUGUAUAUGGGCAGGAGGCUACAGACCUGUUACUGGAUAUAAACACAGCUCAUAAUCGUGUGUCUGUAUCAGGGGACAGGAAAUCUGCUUCCUACUCACUAACAGAACUACAUUACCCACAAUCCCCAGAGAGAUUUCAGCUUUAUGCUCAGGCUUUAAGCAGCAGGAGUUUCCCCUCAGGGCGACAUUACUGGGAAGUGGAGGGCAGUGAAUCAGGGGAGUGGGGGGUAGGGGUGGCCUAUCCCAGUAUAGAGAGGAGAGGGUAUCAGUCCUGGAUUGGGAAUAAUAACAAGUCCUGGUGUUUGUACAGAUGGAAUAAUAAUAACAGAUAUUCAGUGGAACAUGACAGUAAAAGGACACAAUUACCCCACGUCUCUUCCUGCAGGAGAAUCAGGAUCUCAUUGGACUAUGAGGCCGGACGUCUGUCCUUUUAUGAGCUGAGUGAGCCAAUCAGACACUUACACACCUUCACUGUCACAUUCACUGAGCCCCUUCAUGCUGCAUUCUGGGUCGGUAGGGAUUCCUGGGUGAGAAUCAUUAGUUAGUAUCUAUGGCACUUUAUUAAUUGAAUAGGUUAAUCAGAAGAUACAUUAGUGUAAUUCCUGUAGAUCUAAACCAGUCAGUACAGCCCCUCCCCUGGCCGCAUAUUGUAUAUCAGUGCUGAGCAACACUUUGCUUGGGGUGAGUCAGUUAUACAAUAUUACGUGGGUAUAGGGGCAGGAUCAUAUUAAAGCCAAGAUGCCAUAUCAAUCUGAAAUAUUAACACUGCUCUUAUGUCAGGGGAUUGUCCCAAGACUUUACUGGUACAGCAGGGAACAGACUGAUGCUGAUUAUUGCUGUUUUCCUUAAAGGGGUUAUUUACCUUUCAAUUAAUUGUUAAUAUGAUGUAGAGAAGGAUAUUCUGAGACAAU